This is a messenger RNA of Vigna umbellata (rice bean), 3393 nucleotides long. The record is from RefSeq and is a predicted model, not a curated record. NCBI's taxonomy places the organism in Eukaryota, Viridiplantae, Streptophyta, Magnoliopsida, Fabales, Fabaceae.
UUUAAAAAAGCAAAUAACUUAAUUAUAAUUUUUUUUUUUACCGUUCGAGUUGCAGGCGCACGAAAGGAUCACUCUCUCUCAGGCCCUCCAUCGUUUACUGAAUGUAUUAUCAAUCUCAAUCUCCGACCAAUUCCACCGCCACGGCCCGUAACACGUUGAACUCACUCGCAAUUCAAUUCCUCUUUCGGAUAGGGUUUGUAUUCGUCUCCUCGUGCUUCGCGCUACUGCUCAGUUAGGGUUCCUCUUCGAAUGGAUCACGCGCGAUCGACCAACGGCGAGGACAAUGCGGCGGGAAUUCCGGACGACUUACGGUGCAAGAGGUCCGACGGAAAGCAGUGGCGGUGCACGGCCAUGUCGAUGCCUGACAAGACGGUGUGCGAGAAGCACUACAUCCAGGCUAAGAAGCGCGCCGCGAAUUCCGCAAUGAGGGCCAACCUCAAGAAAGCCAAGAGGAAGUCGCAGUCGCUGAACGAGUCUGAUGUUUAUUUGGAGAGUAAGAGCGACGAUUUCGACGUUCCUCUCUCUGCUAUAAGCCUUUCGCAGAAGAAGCUCUCGAAGAAUCAGUUUCGUUACACGCCCGAGCGUGACGCUCGAAGAGCCUCCUCUGCGAGACAUGCUCAUGACGAGGUGGAUGUGGAUGUGGAUGCGGAUGCUGAUGCUGAUGCUGAUGCAGAUGCAGAUGCAGAUGUGGAUGUGGAUGUAGAUGUGGAUGCGGAUGCUGAUGCUGAUGUGGCGCUCUAUGAAGAAGACAAUUGGGUCUCCUAUGAUUCCCCGCCGGACUCCUCGCGCAAGAGAUCGCGAAGGAGCUUGGAUGCUAAUGCCACCACUCAGGAAUAUUCCGACGGAACCUCUGGUUCUUCUGAAGACACCGGCGGGCAGACUUGUCAUCAGUGCCGGAGGAAUGACAGAGAUAGAGUUACGUGGUGCUUAAAAUGUGACCGGAGGGGAUACUGUGAUAGCUGUAUAUCAGCAUGGUACUCGGACAUUUCGUUGGAUGAUGUACAGAGGAUAUGUCCUGCUUGCCGCGGUAUAUGUAAUUGCAAGACUUGCUUGCGGAGUGAUAAUUCUAUCAAGGUUCGUAUACGCGAGACACCUGUUCUGGAUAAGUUACAGUAUCUCCAUGUGUUGCUAUCUUCGGUGCUUCCGGUGGUAAAGCAGAUCCAUCGUGAACAGUGUUUUGAAGUUGAACUAGAAAAGAAGUUGCGUGGUGCUGAAAUAGAUCUUCCGAGAAUAAAAUUCAACACAGAUGAGCAGAUGUGCUGCAAUUUCUGUAGGAUACCUAUAACUGAUUAUCAUCGACGCUGUCCAAAUUGCUCAUAUGAUUUGUGCCUUAAUUGCUGUCGAGAUCUUCGAGAAGCAACUGCAGAUCACAAUAAAGAACCUCAGACAGAGCUAGCUAAAACUUGUGAUCAAAAUAUAUUAAGUAAAUUUCCCCAUUGGAGAUCCAAUGACAAUGGAAGUAUUCCAUGCCCCCCUAAGGAGUAUGGUGGCUGUGGUCAUUCUUCAUUAAACUUAAGCCGAAUUUUCAAGAUGAAUUGGGUAGCAAAGUUGGUGAAAAAUGUAGAGGAAAUGGUUAGUGGCUGCAGAAUUAGUGAUGCCGAUGGUCCACCAGAAACUGGGCUGAAUGAUCUCAGACUGUGCCAGUGUUCUCAUAGAGAAGCCAGUGAUGAUAAUUAUCUUUUUUGUCCAGCAUCUGACGAUAUCAAAACUGAUGGGAUUGGAAAAUUUAGAAAGCAUUGGAAAACUGGUGAGCCCAUUAUUGUUAAGAAAGUAUUUGAUGGGUCAUCCAUUUCAAGCUGGGAUCCAACGGUCAUAUGGAGGGGGGUUCAAGAGACAACAGAUGAAAAAGCAAAAGAUGAAAACAGGAUGGUUAAGGCCAUAGAUUGCUUAGAUGGAUCUGAGAUUGAUAUCGAGCUUGCUCAGUUCAUGAAAGGAUACUUCGAAGGGCGUGUUCAUGAAAAUGGUUGGCCACAGUUAUUAAAAUUGAAGGAUUGGCCUUCACCUAGCGCAUCUGAAGAAUUUCUCUUGUAUCAAAGACCCGAGUUUAUCAGCAAACUACCUUUACUUCAGUAUAUCCACUCCAAGUGGGGCCUUCUCAAUGUUGCAGCUAAAUUGCCUCAUUACUCCUUGCAGAAUGACGUAGGACCCAAGAUAUAUAUAGCUUAUGGAAUUAGCGAUGAACUUGGAAGAGGUGAUUCAGUGACAAAUCUCCACUUCAAUAUUCGUGACAUGGUGUACCUUUUGGUUCAUACAAAUGAAGUAAAGUUAAAGGAUUGGCAGAGAACUAAAAUUGAAAUCAUGCAAAAGGAUAAAGCUGAUGAGGAAUCUGAGGCGAAAGAGUCACAUGGAGAUCCUCAAAUAUUUUCAAGCGGGAGUUCACUUGAUUCAUCACUUGGUACAAAAAGUAGUGGACUUGACAUGGAUUCAAACCAGAAUAAGUCAAUUAUGGAUCAAGAAUUUGAAAUUUAUUCUAGUGCUGAAGGUGAUAUGGUCAAUUGUAAGGUCCUGUCUACACAAAAUAGAGAUGUCUCUGAGAAAACACAUCCUGGAGUUCUUUGGGAUGUUUUUCGUCGGCAGGAUGUUCCAAUAUUGACUAAAUAUUUGAAAAUUCAUUGGAAGGAAUUGGGGAAGUCAGAUGAUGUGGGAAAUGAAUUUGUUGCAUGGCCUCUAUAUGGUGGAGCUAUUUUUCUUGACAAACACCAUAAAAGAAAGUUGAAGGAAGAAUUUGGAGUGGAGCCUUGGUCAUUUGAACAGAAUUUGGGGGAAGCUAUAUUUGUUCCUGCUGGUUGCCCUUUCCAAGCAAGGAAUGUUCAAUCGAAUGUUCAGCUGGGCCUUGAUUUCUUAUCUCCGGAAAGCCUGGGCGAUGCUGUACGAUUGACAGAGGAAAUUCGCUGUCUACCGAUUGAACAUGAAUCAAAAGUUCAAGUAUUGGAGUUGGUGUUGGCGUGUACUUCUUGGAAAUUUAUGCAGGUGGGGAAGAUAUCUCUCUAUGCAGCAAGUUCUGCCAUCAAAGAAGUUCAGAAACUUGUACUUGACCAAAAACUUGGCGCCGAGAUUGGAUAUGGAGACCCUAAUUUGACAGCAAUGGUUUCUGAGAAUUAUGAGAAGAUGGUUAAGCGGAGGCAGAUUACUUGUGCUUGACCUUCCACUUUCGGUUUGGUCAAUGAGUUGGGAAACGGGGGACUUAUGUACAUUAGUUGUAUUUGAGCAAUAUUUUAUGGGUUAGUAUGUUUCAAUGUAGUUUUGAUCACAAAUACCUAGGUAAUCAUUUAAAUGUGUAUAAUAGUUACAGUUGUUAGAGAAUCAUCAUAUAGUGACAAACUUCUGAUCUGUAUUUUAUUUCAAAAAGUGGAAAAGAAACGUGUAAUAUAUAAAGUUAAAACUUAUUUGUCA